Sinocyclocheilus anshuiensis is the source of this 642-nucleotide messenger RNA. RefSeq names its product high mobility group AT-hook 2 (gene hmga2). NCBI's taxonomy places the organism in Eukaryota, Metazoa, Chordata, Actinopteri, Cypriniformes, Cyprinidae. Bases 174 to 506 code for a protein of 110 amino acids. Gene Ontology annotation, biological process: regulation of DNA-templated transcription. Gene Ontology annotation, molecular function: transcription coregulator activity; DNA binding. The transcript has 5 exons. Gene Ontology annotation, cellular component: chromatin; nucleus. The record is from RefSeq and is a predicted model, not a curated record.
UUCUCAACCAGGAGGCAGCACGUGCUUCUCACAAUACAGCGCUUUUAAUUUAAAUUUUGCAUCCCCUUCAUGUGCGCAUUGUUUUUGAUAAGCGCGAGACUGACUGACUGGCGGAGAGCUCGUGCUGCAGGAACGGAAGGUGCGCGAGACUCGGUUUGGAUCACACACACACGAUGAGCGCGCGGUGUGAGGAAGCCGCCGGCGAAGCUUCAGGAUCGCAGGAGCAGCCCGAGCCCGAGCCCGCCCCGGCUGAGCCAAAGAAGAGGGGACCGGGUAGACCCAGGAAGCCGCAACAGGAACCCACAGGAGAGCCUGUCCCCAAACGACCGAGGGGACGCCCCAAAGGAAGCAAGAACAAGGGCCCCUCCAAAGCAGCGCAGAAGAAAGCUGAGACCACAGGGGAGAAGAGACCUAGAGGAAGACCCAGGAAAUGGCCACAGCAAGUGGUCCAGGAAAAGCCCGCUCAGGAAGAAGAAGAGGAGGAGGCGGAGCAAGAAGAGGACUAAGCAACCACAGGAUUUUACCUCUACCUCAUCCAGCUGUCAGCUCUCUCCAAGGGAAAAGACUGCCUUGACCACUUAUUAUUGACUUCCCACUUUCGUUUGAUCAUUUUUCUCAUGGGUUUAUUUGGGUUUGAUUUCG